UUGAUCAGUAAUCUGUUUACUGCUGGACAAAUUAACGGCACUACUGAUUACGAGGAGGCCACUGCCCAAGGAAUAAUAGCAAGAAUUAACGCUCAUCAAAAACUCAAAAAUUUACCAUCUUUGAUUUUGAAAAUAG
Messenger RNA from Racocetra fulgida, 136 nucleotides. The record is from the annotation of a GenBank genome assembly. NCBI's taxonomy places the organism in Eukaryota, Fungi, Glomeromycota, Glomeromycetes, Diversisporales, Gigasporaceae.